UGACCAAUGGGAUGAGGGAGGCGGUGGAAAGGGUGAGCCCGGACAGCCAUGGACGGGGAGGGCGCGUACGAGCCGGGCUUCGUGGGGAUCCGGUUCUGCCAGGAGUGUAACAACAUGCUGUACCCCAAGGAGGACAAGGAGAACCGGAUCCUGCUCUACGCUUGCAGGAACUGUGAUUACCAGCAGGAGGCCGACAACAGCUGCAUCUACGUCAACAAGAUCACGCACGAAGUGGAGUGAGAGCCCAAACAUCCCAUAAACACCCCCAAAAUACCCCCAAAA
This is a messenger RNA of Ficedula albicollis (Collared flycatcher), 282 nucleotides long. It is a transcript of the gene POLR2I, whose product is annotated as polymerase (RNA) II subunit I. Gene Ontology annotation, molecular function: DNA-directed RNA polymerase activity. Gene Ontology annotation, biological process: transcription-coupled nucleotide-excision repair; maintenance of transcriptional fidelity during transcription elongation by RNA polymerase II; DNA-templated transcription. NCBI's taxonomy places the organism in Eukaryota, Metazoa, Chordata, Aves, Passeriformes, Muscicapidae. The record is from RefSeq and is a predicted model, not a curated record. Gene Ontology annotation, cellular component: RNA polymerase II, core complex. Bases 49 to 240 code for a protein of 63 amino acids. The transcript is spliced from 3 exons.